This is a messenger RNA of Priapulus caudatus, 1130 nucleotides long. RefSeq lists its product as uncharacterized. The record is from RefSeq and is a predicted model, not a curated record. Bases 39 to 1130 code for a protein of 363 amino acids. Lineage: Eukaryota; Metazoa; Priapulida; Priapulimorpha; Priapulimorphida; Priapulidae. The transcript has 4 exons. Gene Ontology annotation, biological process: carbohydrate metabolic process. Gene Ontology annotation, molecular function: hydrolase activity, acting on carbon-nitrogen (but not peptide) bonds.
AGCAAACGUGGACACGUUUUAUUCGUGAAAGAGCUAUUAUGCGCGAGACUACCCCCACGCUGGCGGUGCCGUGUAACAGAGACACCUGCAAAUUGCCUGAUUGCCGCUGCGUUGGUGCCGACAUACCUGGUAACAUUUCGUCGGCUCAGGUGCCACAGAUGGUGCUCAUCACGUUUGAUGAUGCCGUCACGAUGCGGGCAUACGACAUCUACAAGAAACUGGUCGGAGAGAGGCGGAAUCCGAACGGCUGUCCGAUAGCGUUCACGUUCUACGUGUCGCACAAGUACACCGAGUACAGCGCAGUGCAGAACCUGUACGCGAUGGGCCACGAGAUAGCAUCGCACUCCAUCACACACCGCACGCCGAGUCACUGGUGGAAGCGAGUCGGCACGAAACAAUGGAACAUGGAGAUAGGCGGAGAGCGCGACAUCAUCGCCAACCUCAGUGGCGCCCCCACGCGCGACGUGUCGGGCAUGCGCGCGCCGUUCCUCUCCGUCGCCGGCGACGCGCAGUUCUCGGCGCUCUGGGACGCUGGUUUCGUGUACGACUCAUCUAUCUCCACCAUGCGCACAGCGCCGCCUAUCUGGCCGUACACGCUCGACCACGCGCUCGACCGGCGCACCUGUACAGCCGGAUGUCCGGCCCGCUCCUACCCGGGCCUGUGGGAGGUUCCCAUGGUAACGUUCGCGGGCCGCGACGGUUACCCAUGCGCCAUGGUCGACGGCUGCCCGGCGGCCGGGUCGCGCGAGCGCACCCUGGCGGCGCUGCGCAAAAACUUUCGCGCGCACUACGACAGCAACCGCGCUCCGCUGCCGCUUUUCUUCCACGUCGGCUGGUUCUGGUCGCGCGCUAACCGCCUCGGCUUCCAGGACUUCGUCGACGAGAUCCUCGCGCUGCCCGACGUCUGGCUCGUGCCGACGCGCCAGGCGAUCGAGUGGAUUCGGCGCCCCCUGACGGGCAAAGUCCUGCUCGGCGACGACUCGCCGUUCGCGUGCGAUCGUCUGCCGAAGAUGGCGAUGUGCGAGCGGCCGCACCACUGCCGCUACACGGCCGCUAGCGGCGAGGUGAUUGUGAUGCAGACGUGUGCAGCGUGCCCACGAGACUACCCAUGGGUGCGCCAGCCAGCGUAG